This is a messenger RNA of Aplysia californica (California sea hare), 1289 nucleotides long. RefSeq names its product serum paraoxonase/arylesterase 2. The coding region runs from base 72 to 1187 and encodes 371 amino acids. The record is from RefSeq and is a predicted model, not a curated record. The transcript has 4 exons. NCBI's taxonomy places the organism in Eukaryota, Metazoa, Mollusca, Gastropoda, Aplysiida, Aplysiidae. Gene Ontology annotation, molecular function: arylesterase activity.
UUUAAAAAGUUCCUCUAUUCAUUUCUUCGUCUGACUGGUGUGGUGAGCAAGUCUUCUCCAGCUGUUAAAAGAUGUUGAAGAAAGCCAUGCUUGUUGGCCUCUUAGCCGCCAUUGUGUAUUUUGUGGGUACGACUGUCAAGAUGAUGGGUUUACAUCUACAUUACUACAAGCAUCAUCCAGGCACGUGUAGAGUCAUUGAGACUGCUGGCCCCGGUUCUGAGGACUUCCAUGUGACGUCAGCGGGUCUUGCAUUCAUAACAUCCGGUCUUGCAUUCGCGUCUGCGCCCUCUAGUUUCCUCGAAUUCCAUAAGAUAAACAACAUCAAGGGGCGCAUACUCAUCUAUAACUUCAGGAACCCGAAAAAAGGCGCAGUGGAGCUGAAAAUCAAGCCCAAUGAAACUCUGGAUCUAGCAAAGUUCAAACCCCAUGGGAUCAGCGUGCUGGAAGACAAAGCGAAAGGAGAACACCUUGUCUACGUUGUGAACCACCCCAUUCCCGAACCGGACGCUGUCGAAAAGUUCCGAUAUAAUCCGAAGACGAACGAGCUCGUUCAUCUCAAGUCAAUCACGAGUAAACUAAUGAAGAUUACAAACGAUCUUGCAGUUUUGGAGGAGGACAAGUUCUACAUUACCAACUUCAACUAUUUUAAUAACCAUUUUUUGACUGUUGUUGAGGGUCUGUUUCAGCUGCCUUUAGGAGGAGUUCUCUACUACAAUGGCACGGGCUUUACGCAGGUGACCCCAGGCCUUAAGCAGCCCAACGGCGUGUUUCUGUCGAAAGAUCUCAGAUAUCUGUACGUGAACGUGAUGGUGGAACAACAAGUCCAUGUGUACAAGCGGGAAAAGGACAACUCCCUGGCUCUUGUCCAGGUCGUGUCAUUUCACUCGUCCUUGGAUAAUCUACACCUGAGCCAGGACGGGAAAACUCUCUACAUCGGCGCACACCCAAUCGCUUUCAAGGCCAUGGGACAUAUGGCGGACCCUCCUCUGAGGGCUCCUUCACAAGUGCUGCAACUGCCGUUGAAUGUGACGAACGGGGAGAUCCUGAUGGACCAGAUCACAGAGCUGUUCUAUGACCACGGAGACCUCAUUACGGGCUCUUCUGUUGGCGCUGUCUACAACAACUCUCUUCUCAUUGGCUCCCUCAUGGACGCUCUGGUUGUCUGCAACUCCGUCCGAGCCACCUAGAUGUGUGGUCUCUGAAAUAAUCGAGAUUGUGCCCAUAGGGGCGUGAACCAUUUGAAGCCAGUGAAGGAAAAAACUGGCGACGUCCAAGCCAUAAUACUUUUU